Lethenteron reissneri (Far Eastern brook lamprey) is the source of this 9750-nucleotide messenger RNA. RefSeq names its product polycystin-1-like protein 2. Gene Ontology annotation, molecular function: calcium ion binding; carbohydrate binding; calcium channel activity. Gene Ontology annotation, cellular component: membrane. Gene Ontology annotation, biological process: detection of mechanical stimulus. Lineage: Eukaryota; Metazoa; Chordata; Hyperoartia; Petromyzontiformes; Petromyzontidae. The record is from RefSeq and is a predicted model, not a curated record.
GGGACCGGCUGUGUCCACUCGCGCUGCUCUUGCUCCCAGGAACGGCUGCUGCUGCUGCGGAGCUCCCCACACUGGUCACCGUGCAGGUUGCUGCUGCUGCCACGAGGAGCCAGCCCCCUUCUCGGGGGUGGUUGGAUCUCCCCGCGAUGGGAGCUCGUGGCGGCCUCGUGCCCACGCAGCUGUCGUUGCUGCUCCUGCCGCCGCUGCUGCUUUUGCUGCUGAUGACGGUGUCCACGGCCGCGUGCCCCGCGCCGCAGUUCCCGGCCGGGAGUUCGUGCUUCCUCCCGGUGACCGCGCCGCCGCUCUCCUUCUGGGGGGCGCAGCGCGAGUGCGAGCGGGCCGGGGGGCUCCUGGCCACGCUGCCCGACGCGGUGACGCGGGCGGCCACGAAGGAGCGGCUCGUCGGCGAAGCCGAGCGCAGCUGGUGGAUCGGGCUUCUGGCUCGAGACGACGACGACGGGCCAGCGGGGCCUCCGCGCUGGCUGGACGGCGCUAACGUGACGGAGCCCGACUGGGCCCCCGGGGAGCCGGCCGGCCGCUGUGGCCUCCUCUCGGCGGAGGCUGCAUUCCGUUGGGCGGCCAGCGAUCGGUGCGAGCAGGAACGGCCUUUCUUGUGCCAGAUUGACCCGCGCCAGGCGCUCGCCUGUGCGGGCACCAACGCCACGCUGCGCUGCGGCUCGGCCCGCGUCGUCACGGUGGAGGUCGCCACCUUCGGCCGCGGCAACGCGCACUUCUGUCGGCUCAACGCCAGCAGCCCCGAUGGCGUCGGCCCGGGAGCCUCCGCGGAGCCCGACGCCCCCGGGGGCCAAACGAGCCCCGACGGACACACGCAGGAGGACGGCUGCUCUACGGUGAACGUCACGGACCUGGUCGCAGGUCUCUGUCGCGGUGUGCAAGUCUGCCAGGCCGGAGCUGACCCGGCCCUCCUCGGGGACCCCUGUCCCUCCAGGGGCAGCUACCUCACCCUGUCAUACAGCUGUGUGGAAGCAUUGAGGGUGACGGUGGGGGAGGUGUUUGCUGUGGGAGACACCGUCCCCGUCGCCAUCGAGUGGCUGCUGCCCGAGGCGAUGGGCGCCAACUUGAGCUGCAGCGUGAGCCUGGGCGACGGGCGCCUCAUCGAGCCGUCCCGCCUGAGCGGGCUGCUGAGCGAGGUGUCGCACCGCUACUCGCUGCCGGGCACCUUCACGCUGCAGGUGGAGUGCGCGGCGGCCGAGUGGCACGUGACGGCGCGCCGCUCGCUCUCCGUGCAGCAGCCGAUCAGCGGCUUCUCGCCCGCGCGGUGCCUCAAGCGGCCGCAGCAGUGGCAGGUGGAGGCGGAGUGCGUGGUGCGCUUCGGCCACGACUUCGCGCUCCCCGUGUCCCUGCUCGCAGGGACCAACGUGAGCUUCCAGCUGGUGGCGCGCGACACGGUGCUCGCGAGCUGGACGGCGGCCGACGGCGCGGAGACGCAGAACGUGACGCUCACGGCGGCCAUGCAGGAGCGCGUGGGCGAGGGCGAGCACGUGCUGCGCGUGCUGGCCACCAACAACGUGACGGCGGAUGGUGCCCCCGUGCAGGCGCCGCUGCUGCUGGCACUGCGCCGCCCCGUGGGGGACCUCCAUGCCACCGUCACCACGCCGCUCGUCGAGGUCGGGCAGGAGAUGCAGGUGGAGGUGCGUGUGGAGGCUGGCACCCCAGAGCGUGUGCUGUUCGAGCUUCUGGGAGUGAAGGGACUCGUUUCGGAAGAGAGGGAGGCGGCUAAUGCCAGCCACGCGAUCUACCGCAUCCCCGUCAGCCAGCAAGAUGUGUUCUCGGUGCGCGUCACGGUAAGCGACCGCUUUGCCAACGUGUCGGCGCUCGCCGGGAACGUGACGAGUGUUUGGGGCGUCGCCGAGCUAUCUCUGGACGCGACGCUGACCGUCACGGCCCCUCCGGGCCGCGCCGUGUUCCGUGCGACUGCCCGUGACCGGGACCACCUGCCCCCCGACGUUCGCUACAGCGCCGACUUUGGGGACGGUCGCGCAGGUUCCAGUCAACUGAGGGACCUGCAGAUCCGGCACGUUUAUCGACAACCAGGGACCUACCUCGCCCAGUUCAACCUGAGCAACCAGGUGAGCGCGGAGUCGCUGGAGGUGAGGGUGCACGUGGAGCCGGGCGAGGGGGCCGACUGUGGGAUGGUGGGAGUUGCAAUCGCGGGGGGCGCAGCCGCGCGCGCUGACGCUCUCCCCCACGCGCUGUGGCGGCCACUCACUCUCCGUGCCAUCGUCACGGCCAAUUGCAGCCGCACCGCCUCACUGCGGCUUCUGCGCUACAAAUGGCGGCUGGUUUCCAUGGAGACAAAUGAAGCCAUCCGCUUUCCCAUCUCCGUGGAGACUCACCACCCCGAGCUCACGGUGCCGGGCCGGACCCUGGCACCCGGACUUCACCGCGUGGUGUUCACGGCCUGGAUGGGAGGAGGAGGAGGAAAUGUGGAGGAGGAGGAAGAGGAGGACGAUCGCUGGGAGGGGGGCGAUGGCUCUGAGCCGCCUGACUCGGCACCAGACUUUGGCCGCGCCGAGGCGUUUGUGUCGUUGCGCCCAGGGUCGCUGGUGGCGGCUAUUGUGGGUGGCGCGGGGCGCACAGUGAGCAGCGGCCGCCCCGUUCUCAUCGACGCCUCUGCCUCGCACGACCCGGACCUGGGCCCCACGGCCAUCGAGGGUCUCGCCGUUCCCACACGGAACCCCCAGGCCGUCGCUGCGCCGACCGCUCUCAACUUCUCUUGGGCGUGCGAUGCUUGUGAACCCUCGUGCCUGGAGGCCGUCUCUCUGAGCCGCCCGGUUCUGGAGCUCCCCUCCGGUUGCCUGGUGGCGGGAUCGGAGGUCACGGUGAAGGUGACGGUCUCCGCGCCAAGCAAGCCAAGUGCCGAGGCUGAGCAGAUGCUGAUGGUGGUGACAGGGGCCGUGCCAAGAGUGGAGAUCGGCUGCAUCUCGAACUGCGGGGCCAAGGUGAUCCCGGGUCAGCGGCUGGCGCUUCACUGCACGUGUCACGACUGUCAGGGCCCAGUGUCCUACAACUGGUCCCUGAGACAGCGAGAGGAGCAGGAUGCAGCACUGGUGGAACGGGAUGUGGACUGGGCAGCGGCGAGCACCACGGGACGGGAGCAGCCGUACCUCGUGUUCACACCGGGAGCUCUGAGCAACCACACGGGAAACGGCAUCAUCCGGGUCACAGUGUCCAACCAGGGCGCCGUGGCGCUGGCUGAGUUUGCGGUGGUGGUGGUGCCGCCCCCGCGCCGCGGCCGCUGCUCCGUGAGCCCCGAUGCAGGCUGGGCGCUCUCCACGCGCUUCUCCGUGCUCUGCUCAGAGUUCAGCUCUCCCGAGCCUCCGCUCGUUUACUGCUUCACCGCCGAAGACGGACACGCGUCCUCCCUGCUGCAGUGCGGAGCGGAGCCCAUGAUGGAGGCGGUGCUGUUGCCCGCGGGGGAUCCAGCGCAUGGCGGGCGCCUCCUGCUGCGUGUCUCCGUGACGGACGCGCUCGGAGCUGCGCUCUCCCAGCUCGUGUCGGUCACGGUGGGCGUAGCCCCGGCGGAGGGUGGCGUGGGCCUGGACGUGGGCGACCCACUGGCGCUGGUUCACACGGAGAACGUGGGCGCCCUAGCACAGCUCACCAACGCCGUGGCCUCCGUGCUCAACCAGCCCAGCAGCCAGGAGGAGGGGGAGACCCCCCCGCAGAAUGCACAGCUGAGGGAGAAGAUGAUCGUGGCGCUGGGCGAGAUGCCGGUCCGCGGGGUGCAAGGUGCUCAGCAGCUCUCGGAAGCUUUGAGCCAGAUCACCGCGCGACCCAACGAGCUCAGCCACCGAGCGCGGCUGCGAGCCAGCGCUACGCUGUCCACGCUGAGCGCGUCCCUCCAGGGCGCGGCCGUCCGGGACGGGGAGGAGCGGGAGCAGGGCGCCGCCGGUAUGGAGCAGGGCGCCCGGUGCCUCGUAGCCGUGGCGAGCAACAUCCUCCAGGUCACCGGGGAGACGGCUCACGGCCGAGGAGAAGACCGCGACGCGGGCCAGGUGUCGAGGCAGGCUCUGGAGGCCCUGGACACUCUGCAGGGCGUGCUGCUCUCAAAGCGGGUCCCAGGGGAGGGCACGAUGCUCGUAUCCACGCCGGCUCUGACCCUCGCGAUGGACCGCCGUUCUGGAGACUCGAUGUCCGGCUUCGCCAUUGGAGGAUCCCAGAGCUCGGAGGCGGCCUUCACCCUGCCCAGCGCGCUACCUCUCCCCUCUGCAGAGCCUGUCGAUAUCCAGAUGGUGAGCUUCGUGUCGAACCCGUUUGCCUGGUCGGCGGAGGGAGGGGAGGUGAGCGGCCCGGUCAGCAGCCUCUCCCUUCUCUCCGCCGUGGACCGCGCUCCGAUCCCCGUGCACAACCUGAGCCAGCCCAUCGAGAUAAUGCUGCCGCAGGCCGCUCCCUCGGAGCCGAGCCGUGCGCUGGUGCCGGGAGACGGGCGGCUCACCCUGCUGCAGGUGAACGUGACGCGGGACGACCUCACGCUGGUGGUCACCGUGGAGACGGGCGGGCAGGCGAUGCGCCUCGCGCUCUUCCUGUCGCAGGGAGAGGAACCGACAGAGCGGCGGCACAACCUGAGCGUGUCGGUGGACACGCGCGGUGAGGCACGGCGGGGCACCGAGUACACGUGGCUCGUGGAGCCCGAGGAGCUGCCGGGCGCCGGAACUUACUACGUGGGCGUGCAGGCAGAGCACGUGCAGGCAGAGCACGCGCAGGCAGAGCACGGCGCCGAUGGCACAGGAAACGCGUCGUUCUGGGUGGGAACGUUCGCCACUCGCUGUCUCUACUGGCACGAGACAGAGCGACGCUGGGCAGGGGAUGGGUGCAGAGUGGGCCCCCUCACCACCGCGACGCUCACCCACUGCCUGUGCUCUCACCUGACGUCGUUCGGCGCGGGCUUCCUGGUGAUGCCCAAUGUGGUGGAUGUGUCGCGCACGGCCGAGCUCUUCGCCACCGUGUCGGAGAACCCGGUGGUGGUGAGCGUCGUGGCCGCCGUGCUGCUCCUCUACCUCCCCAUCGUGGUGUGGGCACGGCGCAAAGACCGCCAGGACCUCGCCAAGGUGAAGGUGACCGUCCUGGCCGAUAACGACCCCCAGGCCCGGCAGCGCUACCUCGUCACGGUGUACACGGGCCACCGGCGCGGGGCCUGCACGACCGCCAAGGUGACGCUGACGCUGUACGGCGCCGACGCAGAGAGCGAGCCGCACCUGCUGGCGGACGAGCGCAAGCCGUUGCUGGAGCGCGGCGGCGUCGACUCGUUCCUGCUCACGACGCUGGCGCCGCUCGGGGAGCUGCAGGCCGUGCGCUUGUGGCACGACAACUCGGGGAAAGACCCGUCCUGGUACGUGAGUCGCGUGGUCGUGCAGGACCUGGAGCAGGAAGAGCGAUUCCACUUCCUGUGCGACGCAUGGCUCGCACUCGAUGUGGGGGAGGGGUCGCUCGACCGCGUCUUCCCAGCGGCGAGCACCACGGAUCUCAAGCAGUUCCGGAACCUCUUCUACCAGAAGACCACACGAGACUUCCGCGACGGACACCUCUGGUUCUCCGUGCUGAGCCGCCCACCCCGCAGCCCUUUCACCUGCGUGCAGCGCGUCUCCUGCUGCCUGUCCUUGUUGCUGUGCACCAUGCUCACCAGCAUCAUGUUCUGGGGCGUCCCCACGGGCCCGCCAAAUGCCAAACUCGAUCUUGGUGGGAUUGAGAUCACGUGGACAGAAGUGAUGAUCGGCAUCGAGAGCUCCAUCCUUAUGUUCCCUAUCAACCUCCUCAUCGUGCAGUUCUUCCGCAACGUGCGCCCCAAACCCAACCGCCUGUCUCCAAGGCAACCGGCCCGAUCCGCCCUCCCUGCCAAACCCGAGCCCCCUAUCAACAAACCCGCGAGCGUUCAGGAGCUGCGCAGGCUGGCGCGCCGCGUGCUGCGGGCGCUGUGGCCCCGAGACGCCCCGAGGGUGGCGGCCGCCGUGGCGGACGAGUCGGACGCGUGCCGCCUCACGGGGCUCGAGAUGAGGACGCUGGCGGCGCCGGAGCGGCGCGUGGCGCCGCUCGGCCGGGGACGGGGCGCGCGCGAGCGGCGCGGAGAAGAGCGUGGGGGGCCGCCCUGCGGCGCGGACGGGGAAGUGUCUCGGCUGCUGGCGCUGGUGUCAGACGCGGCACGGGCGCCGGCCUCUGCCAACGGCGACUUCUAUGGCCCGGAGCGCAGGCACCUGGACUCGGUGUGCCUCGCCCUGGAGAAGCUGCCGCCCCCAGGCGAGGGUGCGGGCGCCGACUCGGCAGAGCUGUGCGUGCAUCUGCAGCGCGUGCUGCACGGCCUGGACGCCGGUCGCUACGGCGACGUGAUGCGGGAGGUGGACGUCCUGGCCGGGCAGCUCGGUCGCUACGACAACGCCCUGCGGGAGGUGGACGUGCUGCCCGGGCGCUUCUAUUACCGUGGCGACGCAAUGCGGGAGGUGGACGUGCUGCCCGGGCGCCCCGGGCCCACCGCCCCUUCUCCGGCCUCCGGGACCUCGAUGUUGCCUCACGCUGGCCCGCCUCCCAGGCGAGGCGGGCUGCCCUGGUGGUGCGUCUACGUGGGCUGGGCCUUGGUGGUGGCCACCAGCGGCGUGUCGGCCUUCUUCACCAUGCUCUACGGCCUGCAGUAUGGCCGCAAGCGUUCGCUCGAGUGGCUCCUCACCACCAGCAUCUCCAUCUUCCAAAGUAUCUUCAUCACUCAGCCGCUCAAGGUGCUGGGCUUCGCCGUCUUCUUCGCUCUGGUUCUGAAGAAGGGCGACGAGGUGGAGGAUGGCGAAGAGCAGAUCGAGGACGCCAUCGCCGACCAGCGGAGCCGAGCGUUGGAGCCGGGUGCCCAGAAGACAGAGCGGAGCCGCGUGGUUUACACUCCUCCAUCGAGCACACGCAUGGAGCAGCUCAAGAGGCAGCACGAAAAGGAGCAGCGCAUGUACGGCCUACUCCGGGAAAUCCUGGUGUACAUGUGCUUUCUCUGGAUGCUGCUGCUCGUGGCGUACGGCCAGCGUGACCCCCACGCCUACCACCUGAACCGCGCGCUUAGCGCCAGCCUCGUUGGGGAGCUGGGCAAGGGCCCCGUCAGCCUCCGGGACGUGUUCUCCUGGGCCAACGCGACGCUGCUGCCCUCGCUGUUCGCGGAGCACCCAGGCUUCCUGGUGGGGGGCACGGCGCGCCUCGUGGGGGCAGUGAGGCUGCGCCAGCUGCGCGUGGCGCCCGGGCGCUGCCGCGUGGCGCCGCCGCUCUCCAGCGUCAGUCCCCCGUGCCGCGCGCUCUACUCCUGGGAGGACGAGGACACGCAGCACUACCACGGGGCGCAGUGGGCCAAGCAGCCGCAGCUCAAUGCCACGGGUGAUGACGCCGGUGAGCUCUUGGCCGGUGUGUGGCGCUACCGCAGCCAGGCCAAGUCGAGGUCAUUCCCGUUGUGGGGCCGCCUGGCGUUCUACCGCGGCGGAGGUUACGUGGCUGAGCUGGGCACGGAUCAUGGCCACGCUCAACGGCUGCUGCAGGUGCUGUUUGACAGCAGCUGGCUGGACACGCGCACCAGGGCCGUGCUGCUGGAGCUCACCGUCUACAACGCCAAUGUCAACCUCUUCACCACCGCCGCCGUCGUCAUGGAAACCAACGGCCUGGGAGGUUUCCUGCCCUGGGUGGAGCUGCACAGCCUGCGCCUGUAUCAGUACACGGGGUCUCUGCACAUCUUUGUGAUGAUGGCUGAGAUCAUCUAUUACCUCUUCAUCAUCUACUAUAUGGUGGUGCAGGUCAAGACGGUGCGCAGGCUGGGUUGGCGCUACCUGCGCUGCCGCUGGAGUCUGCUGGAGGUGGCCAUCAUCGUGCUGAGCUGGGCCGGCCUGGCGCUCUUCACCAAGCGCCUGCUGCUGGGGCAGCGCGACGUCGCCCUGCACCUGAAAAACCCCAACAGGUUCGUGAGCUUCUAUGAGACGGCGCUGGCCGACUCGGCGCUGGGCUACGUGCUGGCGCUGCUGGUGCUGCUGGGCACUGUGAAGCUGUGGCGGCUGCUGCGCCUUAAUCCCAAGAUGUGCCUGCUGACGGGCGCACUGGCACGCGCCGGGCGCGACAUGGCGAGCUUCCUCACCGUGCUGCUCGUCGCGCUGGGGGCGUAUGCGCUGUCGUGCCACGUGAUGUUCGGCCGGUGCCUGGAGAACUACAAAAGCGUCUGGGAUUCACUCCAGACGCUUGUCAGCCUCCAGCUGGGGGCAUUCAACUACCGGGAGGUGAUGGAGGUGAGCCCUGUGCUCGGACCCCUCCUCAUUGGCUCCUGCAUCAUCUUCAUGAGCUUCACCCUCCUCAACCUCUUCAUCUCCGUCAUCCUUGUCGCCUUCGCCGAGGAGCAGCAGUUGCACGAGGCCUCGGAGGAGGAGGAGAUCGUGUCUCUGCUGCUCGCGAAGAUCUACAGCUUCUGCGGCAUCCGGAAACCAGCGAGUGCUGCCGCCUGAUUCGCUCCCCUGUGCUGACCUACUCUCCCACGUGCACCCCCACUCCCAAUACUCCCCCACUCACUCACCACUCACAUCCCAUAUUCACUCACCACUCACAUCCCCUAUCCACCACUCACAUCCCCUAUUCACCACUCACUCAUCACUCACAUCCCAUAUUCACUCACCACUCACAUCCCCUAUCCACCACUCACAUCCCCUAUUCACCACUCACUCAUCACUCAUCCCCUAUUCACCACUCACUCAUCACUCACAUCACCUAUUCACUCACCACUCACAUCACCUAUUCACUCACCACUCACAUCCCCUAUUCACCAAUCACUCACCACUCACAUCCCAUAUUCACUCACCACUCACAUCCCCUAUUCACCACUCACUCACCACUCACAUCCCAUAUUCACCACUCACUCAUCACUCACAUCACCUAUUCACUCACCACUCACAUCCCCUAUUCACUCAUCACUCACAUCCCAUAUUCACCACUCACUCAAGCUAUCACAUUUUUGGCUGAACUGGGACACAGUGAACCGGGAGCCCCCUCUCUUGGUCAGCCACACCCCACGUUACAUGGCCACGCCCACAAGCAACACCACCCGCAGGCUCCGCCCACUAAAGGCCCAGCCCAUUGCUCACAGGCUCCGCCCACUAAAGGCCCAGCCCAUUGCUCACAGGCUCCGCCCACUAAAGGCCCAGCCCAUUGCUCACAGGCUCCGCCCACUAAAGGCCCAGCCCAUUGCUCACAGGCUCCGCCCACUAAAGGCCCAGCCCAUUGGUCACAGGCUCCGCCCACUAAAGGCCCAGCCCAUUGCUCACAGGCCCCACCCCUGACACGGGUUGCUCCGCCCCUUGCCCGCGUGGGGACCAAGACGUUUUAAACCAGCAAGCACGUGGGGAGUGAGACACCGGGACAGGUUUUUUGAACCGAGACUGUCCCAGCCAAACCAGGACGUAUGAUAGCUUUACUACCGUCACUCCACCACUCUCCCCUCACUCCACCACACCCGCCACACACCACAUAUAUGUUGGAAAAUAAUCACACGGAGGUGUGUGUACCCGCGAGCUUCACCGGUAGUCAGCUGUAGUUAGGGGUAGUUGACCGUAGUUGUGGGCAGUCGGGGGUAGUCAUUCGUCUGUGCUGUUCUCUGAAGAAUGAACGGCGCUCGCCCCGGGUAACAUCCGGAAGCGUGACUUGCCGCUACCCGCACCGUGACAAGGUGCUCCGACCGAUGAGCCCACGCCACCGCGUGAUCACAAAUAAUAAAUCACCACGUGCACCGUGACCCAG